Phyllostomus discolor (pale spear-nosed bat) is the source of this 1996-nucleotide messenger RNA. RefSeq names its product pleckstrin homology domain containing O2 (gene PLEKHO2). Lineage: Eukaryota; Metazoa; Chordata; Mammalia; Chiroptera; Phyllostomidae. Gene Ontology annotation, biological process: macrophage apoptotic process. The transcript has 5 exons. The annotation marks the transcript as partial. The record is from RefSeq and is a predicted model, not a curated record.
AGGCGGGGGGGCGAGAAGCCUCGGGGAGCGCGGACGGCAGACAAGGCUGGCUGGAUCAAGAAGAGCAGCGGGGGCCUCCUGGGGCUCUGGAAAGACCGCUAUCUGCUCCUCUGCCAGGCCCAGCUGCUAGUCUACGAGAAUGAGGACGAGCAGAAGUGUGUGGAGACAGUGGAGCUGGGCAGCUAUGAGAAGUGCCAGGACCUUCGGGCCCUCCUCAAGCGGAAACACCGGUUCAUCCUGCUGCGCUCCCCAGGGAACAAGGUCAGCGACAUCAAAUUCCAAGCACCCAGUGGGGAGGAGAAGGAAUCCUGGAUCAAAGCCCUCAAUGAAGGAAUCAGCCGAGGCAAGAACAAGGCUUUCGAUGAGGUAAAGGUGGACAAGAGCUGUGCCCUGGAACAUGUGACUCGGGACCGAGUGCGUGGGGGACAGCGGCGCCGGCCACCUACGAGAAUCCACCUGAAGGAGGUAGCCAAUGCAGCCUCUGACGGACUUACACGCUUGGACCUCGAUGUUCUGGACAGCAGGCCACCGGCGUUCACUCCCAGCAACGACGUGAGUCCGGCCCAGCCCCGGGAGAUACCCCGGCCCCCCCUGCCUCCUACCAAGCCUUCCCCAGUGCCCGAGAUGGCCGUCCUUGGUGACAGAUUGGAAACCCCUGUCGGGGAGAGAGCACCAACCCCUGUCUCAGCAAGCUCUGAGGCUCACCCUGAGGGCCAAGAGGACUCAGAGACCACAGUGGGGGAGGACAGUUUCCCUGAGCAGCUCCCCACCACGGUCCUGCCUGAGAAACUGAAGGUGAGCUGGGAGAACCCCAGCUCCGAGGAGCCCCCUGACCCCGAGAGUGCAGAACCACCCCUGGUGCCCCACUCUGAGACUUCUGAGGCUUCGACCAAGGAGGGUAGGAAGCCCCCUACGCCCCCACCCAAGAUCUUAUCGAAGAAACUGAGAGCCUCCAUGAUUGGGGUGGAGGCUUCGGGGCCGGCCCAGAGUCCGGAGGCCUCUGAGACCUUGGCCCCAGGCCCAGCACAGGUCUCGGUGAAUGGAGUGGAUGACGGGCCUGAGCCUGACGAGCCGUCCCAGGCCGAGGACACCCCAGGAACUCCCCCACAGAAUGCAACGACGUCUACAGAACUGUUCCCCAAGGACCAGUCUCCUCCGUUCCAUCCCCGCUGCUCCUCCAUGGGGGACUUGCUUGGGGAAGGCCCCCAGCGUCCACGGCAGCCUAGAGGACGGCUGUACCGGGCCCAGCUGGAGGUGCAGGUGGCCUCUGAACAGACGGAGAAACUGAUGAACAAGGUGCUGGCCAGUGAGCCGGCCCCGGUGAGCGCUGAGACGUUGCUCAGCCAGGCUGUGGAGCAGCUGAGGCAGGCCACCCAGGUCCUGCAGGACAUGCGAGAUCUGGGAGAGCUGAGCCAUGCCCAGGAAGCACCUGGGCUACAAGAGAAGCGGAAGGAGCUGGUUACCCUCUACAGGAGAAGUGCACCCUAGGGCCUCCCAGGCCAGGGCAUGGUCCCUCCUGGCUGGCCCUGUCUACCAAAGCCCAGCCCUGCUGAGAAAUGUGCUUCUGCUCGGGCUGUUGAAGGGCUAUCGGCCAUGUCAGGGUUUGGCCAGGACCUCCGGAGGCUCCUGGUACCCUUCUGCCCUGCCUGGGCCAGUGGUGCCUGUGGUGCCAGGUGCCACCCAGGCUGCUGUCUGGCUGCCUGGCCUGGCCUCUGGGCUCUGGCUUGGGCUGGGAGCACACACUCAGGACUUCUGUGCUUGCGUGGUUGUUCUGAACAACUGACCCACGGCUGUGGCACAGCCCUGGGGGUUCUGGGGGCCGCAUCAUCUCUGCUUCUCUCCCCCAGUAGUUUACAUUCCUGACUCCAGAGUAGAGCGCGGCUGAGCCCCCACAGCCUCUGUGUCCAGAUGUCCCUCAGCAAAGAGCCUCGUGGCAAAGGUGGCUCCAGUUCGUAACCGACCCUCCCACCCACCUGUCCCCAGUAAGGGGACAAGU